AUGUGAAGCGUGAUGGAGAACCACUCGGAUGUGUUGUUUAUCCUUCACGGCCUCGAUGGGUCGGCGUCCAGCCGUCAGAUCUACUUCUCCUUGGCACUGGCGUCCUACGUCUUCACCCUGCUGGUGAACGUGAUGCUCAUUGUGACUGUGUGCGUGGAAAAGACGCUGCACGAGCCCAUCUAUAUCUUCCUGUGCAAUCUGUGCUUCAACGGCAUCUUCGGCGCAUCCAUUUUCUACCCCAAACUGCUCGGCGACCUGCUGUCCGAGGUGCACGUCAUCUCGUACACCGGCUGCCUGGCGCAGGUCUUUGCCCUCUACUGCUAUGUUUUCGGCGAGUUCACCAGCCUGACUGUCAUGGCAUUCGACCGCUACAUGGCCAUCUGCAAGCCGCUGCAGUACCGUGUCGUGAUGACGUCACAGAAGGUGGUGCAGCUGCUGCUGCUGACAUGGUGCUUCCCGCUGCUGGAGACGGUGGUGGGCAUGGCCUUGACGGCGAGGUUGCCCCUCUGUGGCCGUCAUAUCCGCAAGUUGUUCUGCACCAACUGGGAGGUGGUCAAAUUGUCGUGCGUGGACACCACCAUCAACAACAUCUACGGCUUCCUGCUUAUGUUCUUACACGUCUCACAGGCGGGCCUCAUUGUGGUGUCCUACGCCCACCUAGUGCGCGCCUCGCUCAGGUCACACUCUAACCGCCGCAAGUUUGUUCAGACGUGCGUGCCGCACUUGCUCACGCUGCUGAUCUUCACCACAUCGCUGGUGUUUGAUACCUUGUUCUCUCGCUAUGGCGGCGACCAGAUGCAGCUGCUGCAGAACAUGCUGGCCGUCGAGUUCCUGGUGGUGCCGCCCCUCGUCAACCCCGCCAUCUAUGGCAUUAAACUGCAGCAGAUCCGCUGGCGCAUCAUGCACAACUUCACACACAAAGACACCCCGCCGUUGCAGGCAGACUCGCGCUGACUCGUGUCGUUCCUUCUUACAACUCAAGACGCCGCAGACAAGUUGAACUUUGCCUCGUUUAUUUUUUUGGAAAUGUUGUGUUCAUGUAAACAUUGGUGGUGCUUCACUUGCAGCGACAAAAAUAAAUAU
Messenger RNA from Doryrhamphus excisus (bluestripe pipefish), 1083 nucleotides. Its product is annotated as olfactory receptor 4E1-like. Gene Ontology annotation, molecular function: G protein-coupled receptor activity; odorant binding; olfactory receptor activity. NCBI's taxonomy places the organism in Eukaryota, Metazoa, Chordata, Actinopteri, Syngnathiformes, Syngnathidae. Gene Ontology annotation, biological process: detection of chemical stimulus involved in sensory perception of smell; G protein-coupled receptor signaling pathway. Gene Ontology annotation, cellular component: membrane. The record is from RefSeq and is a predicted model, not a curated record.